Molecule: messenger RNA, 1038 nt
Organism: Camelina sativa (false flax)
Lineage: Eukaryota; Viridiplantae; Streptophyta; Magnoliopsida; Brassicales; Brassicaceae
Source: RefSeq, a predicted model, not a curated record
AUGGACUCUGAGCUGACUCGACUCAGAGACGUUUCAAUCGAUGGAUAUGGAAGCAAUGGUCAUGGGUUAGAGUUGGGCGAUUUAAGCCAAGAUUUGAUCGGAGCUGGUGUGUCAAGCUAUGAUUACUUGACUCGACCUGUGAUCUCGUUGCUUGAUUCUUACCAUGACCUUACUGGAUUGCCUUGUAUACUUCCUGUUUCUGCUUCUUUGAAAUAUAUAUACAUUUUUCUCCAGAUAAUCUUAACAGCAUCUUCUGUUCACAAAGUUGAUAAAUUCGCGGAAUUGGCAAAAGCUUACAAGACAUUUCUGAAUCUUUUGACAGUUGCUCUUUAUUUCCUCUCAUUCCAAAUGCCUCAGGGAAGUCUGCUCUACUGGGCUACCAAUUUGUCAUUCAGCAUAGCUCAGCAAUCAAUCCUCAACCAUCCUGUUGUAAGUGCUAAGUUGGGUCUACAAGGAAACGACACUGUUCAGAAAGAGACUGGAAAUCCUAUAUUGACAAACAUUAAUGAAGCCCAACUCUCUGAUUCAUCCUCGAAAGGACGCUUGAUCUCAGUGCAUAACUUAACCCCUAAAGAGUUGGUUGCUCUUUUUGCCAAAUACUUGUCCGGAGGGCACAAAGAAAAAUCAAUUCCGCUAUUAAGGGAAAGACAUCAGAAGGAAUCACACACCUUGAAAGAGUAGCAAACAUGGAAGAGCCUGACGAUCCCAAUAGCAAAGCUCAUUACUUGGAUGAAUUGGUUCUCUACUCAAGUGCUAUAUUUAACGAAGGAAGGAGAGAGGGAGCUGCAAAGUAUUUGAGAAGAGUGGUGGCUUAUGAUCCAUCCUUCAGUGAAUUGUUAAAACAAUGCGAAGAAGAUGAUACCAUUCCCACUUCUUCUUCUUCAUGUAAUUCUACCCACAAAACUUCAUAAUUUUUUUUGUUUCUGUUGUUUUCUUUCCAUAAACUUUACUGAUUUUAUUUUGGGUGUUGGACCAUUGAAAUCGAUUUUUUUUGUUUUGUUUUUUUUUUAUAGACAAAUAGAGAAUAUGGAUAGCUAA